GACGGAAGUACAGGCGAAGAGCACCGGAAAUGGGGAACGGCGACUCUGUGUCCGUCAGUGCGGGUACCGAGCAAGCACUGAGGGUGGGCCGGUGACUGCAUUGACAUGGCAGCCCUCAGCCACGGAAACGUCAAGUUAUCCAAAGGGCAGAAGAAAUUACUGAGGAAACAAGUGAGAGCGCAACAUGUUCUCUUGAGGCACGACGGUAUUGCAACCGUGUCGGGUCCGACUGAACACUUGGUCAUAGCCAAUGGUGGUUUGGGCAAUGGUGUCAGUCGCCAGCAACUACUUGAAGUACUACAGGUGUUUGGGACAGUGGAAACCCUGUUGAUGUCUCCUAAUAAACCACAUGCAUUGGCAACAUAUAGUACAAUUCAAGAAGCCAAGAAGGCUCAUGAUCAUCUUAAUGGACAAGUCUUGAAGACUGAUGGAAGUACCCAACCUAUUACUCUGUAUGUGAAUUUUGUAGAGAAAGUUGUUAGCGAAGGAAGUUCUCCUUUGAGCCUACCACCAGGCCUUCUGGUGAUUGAAGAGGUUAUUUCUCCUGAUUAUGAGAAAAGACUUCUGGCAUUUGCAGAUGGAAGUACAGACUCAAAAGAAAAUGUCCAGAAGUCUUUGAAACAUCGAAAAGUAAAGCACUUUGGAUAUGAGUUCUGCUACGACAACAACAACAUAGACAAAGAUAAGCCUCUACUAGGAGGUCUUCCUGAAAUUUGCGAUGGCAUUUUGGAGGAAUCAUUGGAAAAAGGCUAUGUGAAAUUCAAACCUGAUCAGCUGACGAUAAAUCAGUAUGAACCUGGACAAGGAAUUCCACCUCACAUUGAUACUCAUUCACCAUUUGAGGAUGGGAUUAUCUGCCUGAGCCUUGGAGCAGAGACUGUGAUGGAGUUUCGGCAUCCAGCAGGACAUAGCGUUCCAGUGUUGUUACCUCGUCGCAGUUUGCUGGUCAUGACUGGUGAAUCCAGAUAUCUUUGGAGUCAUGGAAUUACCCCUCGGAAGUUUGAUGUAGUGCCAGCUUCAGAUAUGCAAAAGACUGGAACUAUCAGUGGCGAUGUUAGCAACUUGACCUUGAAUAAAAGGGGAACAAGGACCAGUUUUACUUUCCGAAAAGUCAGGAAGAAACCAUGUGAUUGUCCUUACCGAGAAGUUUGUGACAGUCAAAAUGGUUGCAAAUGCACAGAUCCCCCUCCCUCUAUUCCAGUCACUGAUGGAGAUGCCUCAAAGCUGGAACACAAGUACGUGCAUGAUGUCUAUGACGAGAUUGCUGGCCAUUUCAGCAAUACUAGGCACACCCCUUGGCCAAAGGUGGUUGAAUUUCUCAAAACACUCCCAGAUGGAGCAUUGGUGGCUGAUGUUGGUUGUGGAAAUGGCAAAUACUUGAGCAUUAACAAGGACUUGUUUAUGAUUGGUUGUGAUCGCAGCAAAAGUCUUGUUGAUAUUUGCAGAGAGAGAAAAUUUGAGGUCUUCAUCUGUGAUGCCUUGCUUGUGCCCCUGCGUGGUGGCAUUUGUGAUGCUUGUAUUUCUAUAGCUGUUAUUCACCACUUUUCAACAGAGGAAAGGAGGCUGUCAGCUGUCAAAGAGAUUGUGAGACUACUACGGCUGGGAGGCAGAGGACUUAUCUAUGUUUGGGCAAUGGAACAGGAACACAACAAAGUAAAGUCUAAAUAUCUCAUGGAAAGGAAAGAAAAAUUAGUCCAAUCCAAAACUAAUUGUCCUGAUGUACAAGCAGAAACUGAAUACUCUUGCAUCAAUCAAGAUGCCAAUAGGAUGAAUUUAACUUGUUUGGAGCAGUUACCAGAUGUUAUAAAGGAUCCAAUAGAUAAACAAAAUGGUGCAAAGCUGCCUAUUCAUACAAAUAGAACUUCCUUUGAUUCACAAGAUCUGCUUGUUCCUUGGCAUUUAAAAGGAGUCGGAGGCCAGCACAAAGCUAAUGGUGCCACAACGCUAACUCCUGAAGUCAAAGAACAAGUGGUUUAUCAUCGUUUUUAUCAUGUUUUUUCUGCUGGGGAAUUGGAAAACCUCUGCAGAAGUAUAUCAAAUAUUAGGAUUCUUCAGAGUUAUUAUGAUCAAGGAAAUUGGUGUGUCAUAAUUGAAAAAUGCUAAAAUGAUGUAACUUCAUAUUUAAUUGAUGCAUAUGACAAUAUAGUAUAAUUAGAAUCUUAACAGCAGUGGACUUUUUAAAAGGAAAAACACUUAAUAGAGAGGUAAUAAUGAUUAAAUCAUGUGGUAAUAAUCAUUGAGUUGUUUGUAUUUUAAAUGCUUGUUUUCAUCUGAGUCUUCAGGAUAACUAAUGCACAAAAGUUCCAUGUGAGAAGUUCAUUUCAGAAGGUAGAAGUUGGAUUGGGUUGGUUUAUAAAUGUCACAUACUCUGCAAUAGAGUGAAAAGCUGUUCAUAUAGUUUUAUUCAUUACACAGUGCAUUGUGGUAGUACAAGGUAAGACAAUAGAUGCAGAUAAGAUCUGACAACUACAGAGAGUGCAAUGCAAGUAAACAAUAAUCUGCAAGAUUAAGAUAGGUAGAUUGUGAGGGCAAGAGACCAUUUUGUUAUCCUUGGGAACUAUUCAAUAGUCUUAUAAGAGCGGGGUGGAAUCUGCCCUUAUGCCUGGUGUGUCAUACUUUUAGACUUUUUAAUCUGCCUAGUAGGAGAGGAGAGAAAUUACAAAUCCUUUUUAUAAUGUAUCCAUCUGGAACUAUUUGAAGCAAUCUAAAAACAUUGUUGAUCUCUCUCACGCUCUCUUUCUUGCGCGCGCUCUCAACUUCGUGUCAUUAUGAUGCAUGUUUAAAUAGAGACUUCAACACAGGAAAUCAUUGGUCACAUUGCAGGAAAUGAAUGCACCAAUAAUGCGAUGUGUGAAACAACUUGAAUCUUGGGUCACCAUGGCCAUGUCAGGUUUAUAUAAGAAACGUCCCAGUAAGGGAGUAGGAGAAGAUUUGGUAGAAUCGCUCUUAAACGGGCAUUAUUCAUGCGUGAAUAAUUGUUUUUGCUUUGAGUGUGAAGAGACAAUGACAGUUGUGCAUUUUCAAGUCACUCGCAAGUGAGGAAAGUAGAACCACUAAACUUUAAUUUUAAAAACGUAGGAGUACAUUGAUGUGUUGAAUGUUUCCCAGAGUCUUCAUGCAUUCCUAGAAAGCUUGAGUAUUUACAAUGCUGUUUGUUUGGUUUUCUUUUCUAUUUAUUAUAUAGCUGUUCCAACUGAAAUUGUUCCCAGUUUUGAAACAAACAUGAAUUGGAAAUGCACCUUAAAGAGGGUUUAAAAUUUUGUGUGCUAUAUAAAAAAAUCUAUCACUGAUACAAAAACACCCAAUAAGUGAAGAAUAACAUUUUAUAACCGGUGUAUGUAAUACCUUUUAAAAAAAAAAUGGGGAAUAAUGCUAGUGAAAUGAACUGGAUUGUGGCUAAUGUGUUUGACUUGCCCCAUUUAUCUUAAUAAGAUAGAGUGUAAGUGUUUCAAUAGAUGUGUAGGAAAUUUCAGAUUUUUAAAAAAAAUCCUUGGCAAUCAAUAAAAAUGUCCUCCAAU
This is a messenger RNA of Hypanus sabinus (Atlantic stingray), 3518 nucleotides long. RefSeq names its product alkB homolog 8, tRNA methyltransferase (gene alkbh8). Lineage: Eukaryota; Metazoa; Chordata; Chondrichthyes; Myliobatiformes; Dasyatidae. Gene Ontology annotation, cellular component: nucleus; cytoplasm. Bases 106 to 2103 code for a protein of 665 amino acids. Gene Ontology annotation, biological process: tRNA wobble uridine modification. Gene Ontology annotation, molecular function: S-adenosylmethionine-dependent methyltransferase activity; tRNA binding. The record is from RefSeq and is a predicted model, not a curated record. The transcript has 11 exons.